UGGAAUAAAGUCCCGUCGCGACCAUUUCUCCCGACACCAAUUCCUCGCCUUUUUCUCAGUCCACUUUUAGGAAUUGCCCUCGUGCCACUCGUCAAGAACCAUGGCCGACAUAUCGCGCGAGCACAACAGCUCCCCGAUGCCCGGUGUCGUCCACAACCCGGAUCCUGCGCUGGAUAUCGAAAAAGAGCACCACCACGCGCACCUGCACCACGGCGCGCACGCGGAAGUGGGCCACGACGAAAAGGAGCAUGUCGCCUAUACGACAGGAACCACAAAGAACGAGCCCGGGGUGAUUCCUCCAGCUGACCCAAACGACGAUGUUCUGCACCGUCGGAGACAUGCCGAGAGGAAUUCCGAUGUGGACAUCGAGAAAUCUGGUGGCUAUAUCGAGACCGAGAAAGGUAGCUUGAGCAAAGGAUCGCCUGCUCCAGAAGCCAGUGAAGAGAUAGACCCGCAGCGCCAUCGUAUUGCGAAUGGAUAUCGAAGAUUCCGACUUCCUGUUCACAUCUUCAUUGGAAUGUUCUUCACUGGCUGGUGGAUCGCCAGUGUCGUUGUACAUCGCCAUGACAAGAAUUGGAUCAUUCCCUUCUUGUUCUGGCUGUGCAUUAUGCUCCGGCUCAUCUUUUUCCAUGUGCCCAUUACGAUUAUCAGCAAGCCCAUGCAUUUCGUCUGGAACCACACUGGUGUGAGACUCACGAACCUCAUCCCAGAGAGAAUGCGCAUUCCCCUCGGUGCGCUCUUGACUAUAGCCGUCAUCGUCGUUGGGGCCUUCGCAAGCGAGGAGAGCCAGGACAACACUCGCGAGAACCGUGCCGUCAGCUUGUUCGGCUUGCUCGUGUUCCUUUUCUUCUUCUGGCUAACCUCGCGGAACAAGAAGAAGAUCAUCUGGCACACCGUCAUUGUCGGCAUGUUGACGCAGUUCAUCAUUGCGCUUUUCGUGUUGAGGACCAAGGCCGGCUACGACAUCUUCGAGUUCAUCUCGACGCUCGCCCGUCUGCUCCUGGGAUUCGCCAACAAGGGUGUAAUCUUCUUAACCGACGCGACUGUUCCGGAUCUCCCGUGGUUCUUCACCGGCGUCGUACCGCCCAUUAUCUUCUUCGUCUCUUUCGUGCAGUUGCUGUACUACUGGGGAAUCCUUCAAUGGUUCAUCGGCAAGUUCGCCGUGUUCUUCUUCUGGUCCAUGCGGGUAUCCGGCGCCGAGGCCGUUGUCGCUUCUGCUUCGCCAUUCAUCGGUCAAGGAGAAUCUGCCAUGUUGAUUCGUCCUUUCGUUGCGCAUCUCACCAAGGCGGAACUGCACCAAGUCAUGACUUCCGGAUUCGCCACCAUUGCUGGUAGUGUGUUGGUCGCCUAUAUUGGCAUGGGCAUCAACCCUCAGGCUCUGAUUUCAUCUUGCGUCAUGAGUAUUCCUGCGUCUCUUGCGAUCAGUAAAUUGCGAUAUCCGGAAGAAGAGGAGACUCUUACCGCUGGACGUGUGGUCAUCCCUGAUGAUGAGGAGCACAAGGCUGCCAACGCGCUGCAUGCAUUCGCGAACGGUGCCUGGUUGGGCCUGAAGAUCGCCGGUAUGAUCGUCACGACGCUUCUGUGCAUUAUUGCGCUCUUGAACCUCGUCGACGGUCUCCUCACCUGGUGGGGUCGCUAUAUCAACCUGGACGGCGAGUACGACCUCACGCUAGAGCUGCUCCUCGGUUAUGCCUGCUAUCCGAUCGCUUUCUUGCUCGGUGUAUCCCGCCAAGGCCAGGACUUGCUCCUCGUUGGACGUCUGAUUGGCGUCAAGAUCAUUGCGAACGAAUUCGUUGCCUUCUCGAAUCUCCAGGCCAAGGAUGACCCCGACUCUCCGUACCACACCCUCUCACCCCGCUCUAAGCUCAUCGCCACAUACGCUGUCUGCGGUUUCGGUAACAUCGGUUCUCUCGGUACCCAGAUCGGUGUGCUCAGCCAGAUUAGCCCCGGCCGAAGCGGUGAUGUUUCUCGCCUUGCACUGAGUGCUUUGAUCUCGGGUAUAAUUUCCACCCUGACCAGUGCCAGCAUUGCUGGUCUGCUCAUUACGAAUCAGGCCCAAUUCUCCUAAUUGCUCAAGGAUGUACGGCGUGCGUAGGAAGCUUUGCCCUGAUGUUCCGAAGCGUCGCAAGCCUAAAACAUAGACCUAGUUAGAAUUGGUCCCACAUAUACCCAUCAAUACAUUUCACGUACCUUCAUCCUGGCUUCCUGUACCACUCCGUGUUGCUCCUGAUUUUUCUCCGUGAUAUCUCUUAUCAAUUCCUCGAUCCGGACUUGAGAGC
Trematosphaeria pertusa is the source of this 2279-nucleotide messenger RNA. RefSeq lists its product as uncharacterized. Gene Ontology annotation, molecular function: symporter activity; nucleoside transmembrane transporter activity. Lineage: Eukaryota; Fungi; Ascomycota; Dothideomycetes; Pleosporales; Trematosphaeriaceae. Gene Ontology annotation, biological process: nucleoside transmembrane transport. The transcript has 4 exons. Gene Ontology annotation, cellular component: membrane. The coding region runs from base 101 to 2068 and encodes 655 amino acids. The record is from RefSeq and is a predicted model, not a curated record.